This is a messenger RNA of Xylona heveae TC161, 1310 nucleotides long. RefSeq lists its product as hypothetical. Gene Ontology annotation, cellular component: endoplasmic reticulum membrane. The transcript has 3 exons. Gene Ontology annotation, biological process: CAAX-box protein processing. Bases 143 to 1120 code for a protein of 325 amino acids. NCBI's taxonomy places the organism in Eukaryota, Fungi, Ascomycota, Xylonomycetes, Xylonales, Xylonaceae. The record is from RefSeq and is a predicted model, not a curated record. Gene Ontology annotation, molecular function: metalloendopeptidase activity.
GUAUCAAGCCCGCUACACUUCUCCAACAGCCGCUGAUUGCGUUGUCCCGCCAUGAUGCUGUUCCGUGGUUGUAAACUUUCAACACGUGUCUGAGACGUUCUUUUGGUACCCUCCAGCCAUUUGCUAACUGAAUCUAAUUAUCAUGUACUCAGAGUCGGAUGCGCCAGCUAUCACGGCCCAGUCGGCGGCUCUGCUUUCGGUGCUCUAUACACUAUGUUAUGUGAUUCCUUUUUAUCUGUCUGCAUCCACGCGGCCUUCGCCCCAGCUCUCACGGGAUGCACCUUCAGUGGUGCGGGCUCGGAUCCGGGCAGUCACGCUUUCUUGCGUUUUGAGUGCUCUUUUGACCGUCUACGUCGCAAUGGACUAUGGCAAAUCCACUCUUAGCAAUGCAUUGCGUCUCAUGGGUUGGUGGCCCGUUGCCCCAUUGGAGAUUGCAAAAGCACUUCUCCUCACGGCUGUAUUGUUUGUCGGACCAUUGUUCGAAAGCGGCAUUGUUGAAGGAGGAUGGAGGGACUGGAUUAGAAUAUCCACUCUCACUGAUACUAUGGGUAACUGGAUUGGCUGGAGAAAUUAUGUCGCUGGCCCCGUGAGCGAAGAACUUGUUUUCCGGUCAUGUUUGAUCCCUCUUCAUCUCCUGGCAAAGGUGUCUCCGGGGAGGAUUGUCUUCUUGACCCCGCUGUAUUUCGGCAUCGCACAUAUUCACCACUUCUACGAGUACAAGCUCACCCAUCCUUACACGCCUCUUUUGCCGGCUCUCUUGCGCUCGGUGGUCCAGUUUUCUUACACCUCCAUCUUCGGCUUUUAUGCCACCUUUCUCUUCCUUCGUACCGGUAGCUUUCCGGCCGUUGUGGUGGUGCAUAGCUUCUGCAAUUGGUGCGGAUUACCUCGCUUUUGGGGGAGGGUCGAGGCUGGCCAGCCCAUUGGUCCGCCGGACAUUAAAGGAAAAGACGAUGGAGAGAAUGUGCGAACCGUCCUCACAGGCAACCUUUCCGGGCAAGGUCAACUUGGCUUGGAAUGGACAAUCGCGUAUUAUUUGUUACUUGUUGCAGGCGCAGUGGGGUUCUAUUUUCUCCUUUGGCCGCUGACGAGUGGCGAGCGAGCACUGGCUUACUUUCAUUGAUUUUCGCCAGUUUUUCAACAAGUAGCAUAAAGCUUUCUUGAAGCAAGAACAAUGCUACGUUCGAGAAAGCUCAUCGUGUAGCAUGAUUCCAUGUGCUCAUCGUAAUGUCUUAUCGAAAUUGAAAGGCUUGUCUCAUAUUCUACCUUUCGAUGAUUCAUACAUAAUUCGUUAAGUUUAAGUCCGUUGCCAC